This is a messenger RNA of Penicillium brevicompactum, 1752 nucleotides long. RefSeq names its product serine hydrolase domain-containing protein. NCBI's taxonomy places the organism in Eukaryota, Fungi, Ascomycota, Eurotiomycetes, Eurotiales, Aspergillaceae. The record is from RefSeq and is a predicted model, not a curated record. The coding region runs from base 1 to 1752 and encodes 583 amino acids. The transcript has 2 exons.
AUGGACAUUUCAGCCGAUCAAAUCUCGUGCGAGGUGAAGGCGCGCCUAGAAGCUACGAUCUCAGACAUCGAAGCAGCCAUGGAAAUCGCCAAUGCGCCAUCAGUAUCCCUUGGGGUCAUUCAUGAAGGCAGGGUCCUGUUUCGAAAGAGCAUUGGGCUUCGUGAUGUCGAUGCCAAACUCGAAGCCACUAGCAACACAUCAUACCUCCUAUCGGCAUGCUCCGAGGUUAUUACAUCCGCGGCACUUGGAAUUCUUUUAGCUGAAGGAAGGAUUUCUUUGGACGACCCUAUUCGCAAACAUCUCCCUAGCUUCAACCCGAUCGGAGACCCUCGGAUUGGAGAAGAAGCAACUAUCGCCGAUGCGUGCAUACAUUCAACAGGCCUUCCAAGCGUUUUGUUCCAGGGUCCAGGGGGUGCACUUAUCCAUAGGGCAGAAGACCAUGUCGCUAUGGUGAACGCGCUACCCACUUCCGACCAUGAUGGCCAGCGCUUUGGUGAAUUUUGGGUCUACAGCAGCAGCGCAUUUGGGUUGUUGGCCCUGAUUAUCGGAACUGUAUCUGGGAUGAAGUAUUCGGAUUUCUUGCGACAACGUGUCUUUGCACCGCUCGGUCUGACGCAGACACUCGUUAGUGAAGCUGAUGUUGAAAUAAACGACAACAUAGCUCACCCUUACGUGCGAUUGACUGAUGGUCAUUGGUCCAAGGUCAACAACGAGUUGACAACGGAGAACCACAGUCCACUUCUGGCUAGCCUGGGCAUCAGAAGCUCUGUCAAUGACAUGUUGACCUUUUUGGCGGCAGUGAUGAAUCGUUUUGACGUAGAAGAAGGUCUCGAUAAUCCUCAACCACUCUUGAAUGAAAAGGCAAGCAAUCCAUUGCCAGAGAUUAGUUCUCUCUGGAAUAGAUGGUGGUCCCACCCAGUGGACGAUGAGUUCAACAAUGAAACAGCGCACACACUAGGUUGGUACCGCACAACUAUACCCACUAGCAGACUAGGCUAUGGGUCAUACAACACUUUCGAUGCCAACGGUGGAAACAAGAAUGAUACCCUGCCCGAGAAUAUCCUUGGUCGGGAGUCAGAGCCACGCACCUCGUACGGCCACUACGGGAUCACAAAUGGCUCGGUGGCAACGACGUAUUGUUUCCCAUCAUCGCAUACAGCAAUCAUUGUUCUAGCCAAUGCUGCAGAGGCCGGAGAUGCCCCAGACACCAUUUCGAAAAUUCUCCUCCAAGCUGUGCUUGAUCUGAAACCACGUGUUGACCUCCUCCCUCUAUUACGCGAGCAGCGCAAGCGAUGCCUCAAAGCACACGACAAGGUGAUCGGUGACUGGGAGCAUGGUCGAGAUCUUUCUCGCUACACCAGCUCCGCUCAGGACUUCAUCGGGUCGUACAUCGGCCUUGAUACAUGCCGCAUCAGCAUCACUGCGAGCGAUACUGCCGAGGCCAAAGUUGCCGUGAUAUUCAAUGAUAACGAUUCCACCAAGUGCGACCUCGAGCCGUACAACGACGAUUCGCUUAGCUAUAUGGUUACAGAGCAUGACAAACUGCUUGCGAAGAGCAUGGGCGAUUGGGACCAUUCUAAGGCUGGCGUAUUCGAUUUUGUCAGGGAGAAUGACGUUGUCAAAGGAUUCUGGUGGAAAUGGCACAUAGAUGAAUAUCCAUCCCUAUGGGUGAAAAUUGGGGAGGGAGUUGACCAAAAAGAUAUUGAGCAGACACUAGAGACAUUUGGUCGCUUCCGCACAGUGGAGGUUUGA